AUGGCAACAGACGUUUCUUCUGGCAUCGGAUUCGUCCGCUUCUGGGCUGCCGCACCAGCCUUAGAUGUUGUGGCUCUUUGCCGGAGCCACAGUGACCAAAAUAAGUUAGCAGGCGCUGCUACAGACGGCAAGAAUACACUCCACACGAAUACCCAUGAUGGUUCAAAGGAAAGAGCCGGCGAUGCCACGGAAGAUCUCAGGCAACCGCAAGAACAAGACGUGCAAGAAAAUGGGAAAACCCUCAAUAUUCUUUUGCUCGGCCUUGGAGACAUCCACCACAUUCUGUUCACUGCAUCUCGUCUGUGGAAGGAAACAAACAGAGGCUAUCGAAUUCAUUUCUUCGUCCACGAAGAGGCACCGGAGGUACUGGCAAGACACCUGCUGUUGCUGGACGUUGUCAAUGACACGGCAAUGUCUCUGAGAGAAAAGACAGAAACGUUCAUCGACCUUUAUGCAAACUCGCGCCUGCUUCCAAAGACCGUUGCCUACAUACACGAACGUCAGACAUUGCUAACGGACUUUGUCUGCGAGGAACAGCCGCACCCGCUAGAUGCCUUGGUGGACCUCUCGCACCUGAAACAUCGCCAGCGAGACGAGAUACAAGAAGUAAUGACAGCCUGGCAUCCGGCUGUGCAGUUCGAUGUGGACGCGCUACGGGAGCAGAGACUGAGGCAUUGUUACGGGCAGAGAUUCGACUAUAAAGUCAACCUAAUGGACUGGAAUUACCAGAUGAACCUGUCGCCUAUGGUCCCCAUCCUCCACUGGCGGCAGUACAAGCGCUUUGCGCUCACAGGCGUGACGUUCGAAACGCGCCUUGCCGAUCACACAGAUCCGAACAGAACGCUUUCUUCCUACACAAAAGCAACCGAUACGAAGAGAGGACAGAACGUGAAAGUGCGAGGUUUCUGGGGAGACAUCGUCAAUGGCCCUUUCUAUGCCUACGGAGCCGAGACACGGCAACGUUACAGAGACCGGCUCUUCCGCAAGGUCGGCGACAGUCAGCGCUAUAACUCUCAUGACAUCAUGACAUUCAAUCUCUCAUCGAUUCUUUACAGUCUCGAAGAAAUGCGCGUGAGUCUCCGAAGGGCGAAAGCCAAGUUCGGCUGUUGGAUGCAGACACAGUUUCGUCGUGCUACAACCCGUGAACAGAGCUAA
Messenger RNA from Toxoplasma gondii ME49, 1155 nucleotides. RefSeq lists its product as hypothetical. NCBI's taxonomy places the organism in Eukaryota, Apicomplexa, Conoidasida, Eucoccidiorida, Sarcocystidae. The transcript is spliced from 11 exons. The coding region runs from base 1 to 1155 and encodes 384 amino acids. Gene Ontology annotation, biological process: motile cilium assembly; axonemal dynein complex assembly. The record is from RefSeq and is a predicted model, not a curated record.